This is a messenger RNA of Hydractinia symbiolongicarpus, 952 nucleotides long. RefSeq names its product proteasome subunit alpha type-5-like. NCBI's taxonomy places the organism in Eukaryota, Metazoa, Cnidaria, Hydrozoa, Anthoathecata, Hydractiniidae. The transcript is spliced from 10 exons. Gene Ontology annotation, biological process: proteasome-mediated ubiquitin-dependent protein catabolic process. Gene Ontology annotation, cellular component: proteasome core complex, alpha-subunit complex; nucleus; proteasome core complex. The record is from RefSeq and is a predicted model, not a curated record. The coding region runs from base 35 to 844 and encodes 269 amino acids.
CAUGAUAUUUUAAUCCGUAGAAACCGACAUUGACAUGAUAGCUUCGUGUAAGAUUUUGUUAUGGUAUUUCAAUGUUAAGGAAACUGUGUUUUAUAGAUAUAAACAAUAUACAGCAAUGUUUCUUACAAGGACGGAAUAUGAUCGUGGAGUUAAUUUGUUUUCACCAGAAGGAAGAUUGUUCCAAGUAGAGUAUGCUAUAGAAGCCAUAAAGCUUGGCUCUACUGCAAUAGGAAUUCGAACUUCUGAAGGUGUUGUUCUAGCUGUAGAAAGAAGAAUUACAUCUCCACUUAUCAUUCCAAAAAGCAUUGAAAAAAUAUACGAAGUCGAUUCACAUAUAGGUUGUGCAAUGAGUGGUUUAAUAGCUGAUUCUAGAACAAUGGUAGACAAAGCAAGAGUAGAAGGACAGAACCAUUGGUUUACCUAUAAUGAACCCAUGGCAGUAGAAAGUCUAACACAGUCACUUUCGAAUCUUGCUCUAGCUUUCGGUAAUAAAGAUUAUGACAAAGGAGCAAUGAGUCGUCCAUUUGGAGUAGCGUUAUUAAUAGGUGGCUUUGAUGAAAAAGGACCUCAAUUGUUUCAUUUGGAUCCAUCAGGAACAUUUCUACAAUACGACGCAAAAGCAAUCGGUUCGGCAUCAGAGGGGGCGCAACAGACACUACAAGAGGUUUAUCAUAAGUCGAUGACUUUGAAAGAAGCGUGUAAACAAUCGCUGGUUAUUUUAAAACAAGUUAUGGAAGAAAAACUCAACUCCACCAAUAUUGAACUCGCAACCAUUACAGUCGCAGAUAAAUUUAAAAUGUUUUCGAAAGAUGAGAUCGAAGCUGUCAUAAGUGAAAUGGCAUAGUGGGGAUUUGGAUGCUGUGUGAGUAGCAUGAGAUCAUGUGGUUUUAGGAGAAAGUGCUGUGAAGUCCAAUGUAUUUAAUUUUCUGUGAAAAUCAAGUUUUCCGUUAAA